AUGAAAUAUUUUGAGAUAACUAAUUUGUCUACAGAAUGUAGCUCAGAUGAUACAGCUGUGAUUUUAGAUAACAUUCGAACUGAAUUAAAUCCCAUGGAACCCGUUGAUGAGCCACAAGUUGAUGACCAACUAGAAAAUUUUGAAAUUAAGACGUUUGAAAAUUAUUCAGAAGCUCUUGAACAGCUUAUUCGAUUGAAGGAGUUUUAUUUGAAUACAAUUUAUGAAAAAUGGUUUCCAUACGUGAGUGGGAUAAUUAUCCAUCAUGAGUUGGAAAUGAACAAAUCAAAGUUCCAAAAACAAACAUCAAUACUAUAG
Messenger RNA from Macrosiphum euphorbiae (potato aphid), 315 nucleotides. NCBI's taxonomy places the organism in Eukaryota, Metazoa, Arthropoda, Insecta, Hemiptera, Aphididae. The record is from the annotation of a GenBank genome assembly.